GAGUAAAGAAGGCAAAAAGAAGUAAAGAAAGCAAAAAGGAGUAAAAAAGCCAAAAGGAGUAAAAAAGGCAAAAAGAAGUAAAGAAAGCAAAAAAGGAAAAAGGAGUAAAAAAGAAAGGAAAAAAUAUGGACACGUAAACAAUUGUGGGUGUACGAUAAUCGCGGCACGUAGACGACACUAAAAGGAGAGGAGCAACAAUAGGGUCGUCGUCAACAAGGAGAGAACAACAACAAUAAUAACAACGACAACGACGACGAGGAGGGAAAAAUUGUUUGGAGUGUAUAUUGAAGCACGCAUGUGGAUCCCAUGGCUACCGGACUUGUGAGAUGGUGCCGGACAAAGUUGUUCACAAACUACAAGUCCUUUUCUGUCGUUGGAGGCAGUGCAGACGGAAGUGAUUCUGAAUUACUGUUGCGAAAUGACGCGAUACCUUGCAAUAGUUCACCGCCACCAGCACCGCCGCCACCCCAUCACCGACAAUCUGAAUCUCCACCACCUGCAGUUAACACCCCCGUUUCUCCAACGCCUCCAGCUACCAAUGAAGAGCAAACGAAUUCAAAUCCCACUCGGCAGCUUAGCUUCGAGGAAUUCGAGUGCGAUGUCUCGGUGGCGGAGGGAGGAGGCAGAAGGCAGGAAUUUUCCUUCACCCUCUAUGGAGUCGACGGCCACGGGAGAAUAUCAAAGGACGACAUUGCAGGUCUUGUGAAGGCAAUUUACGAUACUCUUGGAUCGAAAAUUCAAGCACCAUCGUGCGGGCAAAUUAAAGUAAAACUCACUGUUUCGCCCGAUCAACGAACAACGACUCAAGGAACGCCAAAAACCACUUCGAGUCAAAAUCGAAAUUCCCCCUGCUGUCAUGUGACACACGUCGAUCCAUGCAGUCACGCUAAUCAAGUCUCAUCUCACAGGACUCAUCGCCGAAGAAGAGCACCUCGACAUCGUUUUCAGUCGGAGCAACCGGUGAAAAAUCCAAGUGACGAAGACGCGGAGAACGUUCCCACAAAUCCAUCAAAGGAAGAAGAGCUACGAAGAAGAGUAGGGCCGGUACCCCAUCUCAUUUCGCCCUAUUCAAACAGUUCCGAGGGCGAUGUAAGUGAAGCCAGUGACAUUUCGCCAACCCUCACACCAUUGACACCCCUUGUAUCAAAUCAUCGAAAACGAAGCGCGGCAAUGCAACGACAACAACUGUUCGAAAUAAUUCAAGCGAAUAUGGAAAAAAAUAAUCUUGGUGUUAAUAAUUCUAGGAAGCACCACCAGAAUGAACAAUUACCUAUUCGAAGUCCCUAUGCAGAGCCGCCGAGUCCCUAUACACAAAGGCAGUUCACGACGACGCAUCGACAUUCGACCGCCUAUCAUAAACCAAAUCGAGAACCAGUAUUCACAACAAAAGUGCCAACAAAAUCAAAGGCAAACGGAAGGAAAACAAGGGGAAAUCAUCCAAAUGCACCGCGAAACACACCCGUCAGCUCGCCAAAAAGUAACGUGCAUUCGCAAAUCCAAGCGCAAGUUCUCCAACAAAACGCAGCGACACGUCACGUCGCCCAAGUUGCACAGCAAAUAAUCAAUAAAAAUAAUGCCUUUGCACAGGCGAACAAUUUGAAAAAUGACAUUCAACAUAUACAGUCGCCAAUCACUGGUAAUAAGGGGAGUAAGAAACAUCAAUUGAAACACGCAACAAGGGAACAGGAUCAAGCGAGGGCAAUGGCGCAAGUUGUUCGUUGGUUGGAACGUGAAUUCUCGCAGAAUUCAGCGGCAGCAGCCGCCGCGGCCGCUGGACAAAAACACGUUCACGAACAUAUUCAUCAUCAUUAUCAUCAUUAUCAUGCGGAAGCUUUAGUCUAGUUCUGCCAAAAUUUUCUUUCUCUCUCUCUCUCUAAGGAAAAAAAGAAAAAAAGUAAUUUUUUUUAUCUUUUCUAUUUAUAUUAUUAUUAUUUAUCGAAAAAAAAAUCGAUUUUGAUUAUCUGUGUGGAAAAAAUAGAUUAUUCCUGACAAUUUGAUUUUAAAGUAAGAGAUUUUUACUCUUCUCUCUCUAUUAGAAAAAAUCUAUAAUUUUUAAUAGAAUCUAUUCCAAAUAGAAAAUUUAAAAAUAAUACAAUUUAUGCAGAAAUUAAAAAGAAAUUAUUAAAUUUCAUUAAUAAUAAUUACUAUGAAUUUCUGUUAAUAAAAAUUAAUAACAAUUAUUGUUAUUAGUAAAAAAGUUCAUUAGUUUAUAGAGUGCAG
Molecule: messenger RNA, 2220 nt
Organism: Leptopilina heterotoma
Lineage: Eukaryota; Metazoa; Arthropoda; Insecta; Hymenoptera; Figitidae
Gene: nkd
Product: protein naked cuticle homolog
Exons: 5
Coding region: 307-1842 (511 amino acids)
Biological process (GO): negative regulation of Wnt signaling pathway
Cellular component (GO): cytoplasm
Source: RefSeq, a predicted model, not a curated record